CAAGUUCCUUUGGAGGAAGAUGCUUUUCUAAUGACUUCUCAACGCUUUCAAACUCCCCAGCCAUUUUACCUCCGUAGAUUGCAGUUGCAGAUUGACCUUGCCCUUGUAGACAAUAUCAAGAGAAGGUGUUGUAUGUAAAUCAAUGAAUCCAGCAGGUAGAAAGGUGUCUGAAGUUGCUGAGCAGCUCCUAACAGAAGUCAAUUCAGUCUACAGCAAAACAGGAAAGUUGAGUGAUGAACUGUUGUCUGUGUUGAAUUUUGUUUUCCAAGCACCUUUACUUCCAGCCCUAGAUAUUAUAGACAACAGAAAUGUGACAACCAUCUCUUGUCCAAGUGGACGGAAAGUUUAUCAGGUGAUCGGGACAUCGGGGACCCCAUACAUAUGUCUACCAUCAGGCUCCUACUGCUCCUGUCCAGCUUACAGAUACUCAGUUUUGUUGAAAGACGACCACUUGAUGUGUAAACAUGUGCUUGCCAUAAAACUCGCAGAAGCCAUGGAUUUGUCCAAGUCUCAACAAGUGACAGAUCUCGAGAUGACCAAUCUCAUUAAGAACCUGGAAUAACCUGAUUAUUACCAGCUGUCAUUAAUACGUCAAAUUGGUUUCACUUGUUAUAAAACUGUUCAAUUUUUUUUUACUUUCAAGUAUCUAUUUGCCACUAAAAAAUUAGAUCAUUGUUGAAUCACGUGUUGUUUCAUCCCUUAAAGAAGGCAUUACUCAGGAUAUGACGGCAGUCUAGUAUGUUUCAUGUACCUGGUAGUCGUUUUGUCAUCGAAUCUUUUUACUGAUAAACUACCGGUAUCCAUAAAAAAAAAAAACACUUGAGUCAUCUUUCAAAUAAAGUAACCCAAGGAAAGGAUAAAUUUCCUUUUUAGAACAAUUUUGUCAUUGAAUGAAACAAUGAAGUAGUAUAUUUAUAUGAUUGUAUAUAUAAGAUUAGGUGUGUUGUAAUGAAAGAGGAAGGGGAAUCCAAUGAAUCAACAAUUAAGUUCUGAUACAUCUAAGAAUCCAUGCACGUAUGAACUCAAAUUUGCCAGUGACUUUUCUAUUCUUUUUAUGCAGAUCAGACAUUAAUAAGCAAGAACAUUAUUUUAAAAACAAGUUUAUUUAUUAGCAAAUUAUGCAAAAACAAAUUACAUCAUGUUCCACUGACUAGACUCCAUAUAAACAUAAGUUGCUUCAUCAACACCUUAACAAAUGUGUCUCUCUCUCUCUCUUUCUCACUCAAUCUUUACAAUGAAGCUUGCGCAACACAAGUACAACAGGCUUCUUAAAACCCCACAUUGUAUUAUCCAUUAUAAUCGUGAAUUAUAACAAAUACAUGUAUUUCACUGCAUAACAGUCUAAAAUGAAGACAAUCAUUUUGGAAAAUCUACUUUUUCUUCUUCUUUUUUUAUCAUUAUAAUUUUCCUCUUUAAUAACCCCCUUCCCCUAAUAAUAAGCCCCGAAAGAUGAAGUUCUUAUAAACACUUUAAAUUGUCAGAAGUUGCAUAAAUUAUUGUUAACCAAUGAUUUUGUAAUAUCUAUGAAUACAUCCCUCCUAAAAUUCUUAUAUAUCCUUUAUAAAACAGUUAACAAGUAUAAUAAUGCAUGAAUAACAAAUUGCUGUGACAUUUUGUGUAAAACCUUGGGAGAUCAAGAGAUUUGCGUAAGAAUGAAUGCACAUGUAUAUAUAUAUAUAAUAACUAUACAAAAUUUGUGUACACAUUUUUUUUGCCUUCACAAAAUGCUGGUUACAAUAGCAAAACAACCAAAAGUGUUUGGCCAUUUCAAUUAUAUUUUUCACUCUACGUACAUUGUCUACUGUGGAAUCAUCAUUGUUCGUGGGGGACAAAUGUUUGUGGCUUUUGUGGGUAACCAUUGCCCAUGAACUGACAUCCCCACGAACCUAUACACAAUCAUUUACUUAAUAUUUAUUAAAAUUAUCCCAAUGGUACACUACCAACGAAAUUACAUCUCUACAAACUAGGAAAAUUUUUGGCUACAUUGGCCCCCAGGAAUUAAAAUGAUUCCACAGUAUUAGUGAAAUAAAAUGUCACUAUAAAUUUGAGAGAAAGAGUAUAAAUAUUUUGUUAGUUUUCAAAAAAAAAGUGAGCAACACAAAAUAGAUAUACCAUUAAUCAAAAGGAAAUUUAAAAAAAACUUAUACCCGAACCGCAGAAAAUCAAGAAGCAUGAAAUUAACAUGGGAGAAGUUAUUAUGAGUGGUCUUGGAGCAAACUAAUACAUGUGUUAUACUACAUGUACAGGCAGUUGUAGACACAAUGUAUUCAUAUAGGAUACUGAAAACACAAAUCAUGUGUUCAUCUACACUGUCUGUGUGUGUGUGUGUGUGGGGGGGGGGGGGGGGGGGGGAAUACUGAUUAUCCUGGAAUAUUAAAUAGAAAAACAAAUGGAUAAAUGGAUUAGGACCUAUCUUGGGUGGUUUCAGAUUUUUCCCUUAACAUAUCAAUAGAUUUCAAGUAAUUUAAAGGACAUCAUACUAUAGAAAUGAGCUUAAAAUUGAUCUGGAUUUCAAUGCUGUGAAUUUUUUUUUUUUUUUGUGUUUUAAAUACUCAACAUACAUUACAAGUACUGUACCGGUGAACAAAGUCCUCAUUUAUUCAAAAAUUAACAUGAGGUGAACGGCAUUCCCCUUUUAGUGUCUAGAUUAGUGUUGGCAUAUGGCCUAAUACUCAUAAAUAGGAAGAAAAAAUAAUACUGAAUACAUAUGUACAUUUUGUCGUAGACAUUGUUAAACCUCUCUAUAUAUACAUGUAUAUACUGGGACUAAAAGAUACAUAACACUAAGUAAUUGAUUGCCACCUGAAACCAUCAAUCCAAAACUAUUAUUUACAAUAUGAAAACAACACACUUAAUAACAGCCAACCUUAAAUAGUUGUACACAGUAUACAAAGAAAUGAGCAAACUUCAUAAAAAUCCAGAGCUAUUCACCAUAUGUGAAUUAAAAAAAUAAAAAGACAACUUGCAAGCCUUUCUCACCAUUUUUAAAUGGAUAAUAUUAAAUAGAUGAAUACAUAAGCAUUUAAUAUGAAGUUGCAAUUUAAGAGAUUUUAAUUUCAAGAGAUACAAACAGCCCUUUUCUGGCUUGUAUACCUCUGCAAAUUCAGACUUGCAUAUGAUGACAAAAAGAAUACCCUUUCUGCAACAAAAUUUUCCAAGUACUUUAUGAAAUGUUUAUUUUCUGACAUUUGUAGUUUUGAAUUUCCAAGUUAUAUUCAUUGAUUUUCCAUUUCAUUAAAGUAUCAUGUACAGGUACAACCUCUCUUUUAAAAUGUAAAAUCCAUACAAUCCAUUUACAGAUUACUUUCCCACUCUUAUUUUGGACUAUCAAGAAUAUAAAUCCUUCACGCACCACAUUGCAUUUGCUUAUACACAUGUACAACACAAGGACUAACACCAAGAAAAACCAUGUCAGUUCAUAACCUCAUGAAAACAUUCACAUUGGUAAGAUUCUCCAUAACAUUACAUUUUCUUGUACAUGGCAAGGAUAUGCGAUUUUCAUCUCUUUGGAGUAAUAAUUUGAUUGACAUUACAAGAGACAAUUUUUUUUCCUUUAAGCUUUUAAACAUCAAGUCUUUGGGGGAACUACAGAGAGUAGCUGUAAGAUGACAUAGCAUGACUUUCAUAGGCUUCAUUAUUCCAAUAUUUUCCUUCCUAUUAACAUAAAUAUUGCAGAUAUGCACGAUAACACUACAAAGAAGCUUUUUUU
Molecule: messenger RNA, 3709 nt
Organism: Magallana angulata
Lineage: Eukaryota; Metazoa; Mollusca; Bivalvia; Ostreida; Ostreidae
Product: zinc finger SWIM domain-containing protein 7-like
Exons: 7
Coding region: 143-562 (139 amino acids)
Biological process (GO): double-strand break repair via homologous recombination
Cellular component (GO): Shu complex
Molecular function (GO): zinc ion binding
Source: RefSeq, a predicted model, not a curated record